Trichobilharzia regenti is the source of this 5748-nucleotide messenger RNA. The record is from the annotation of a GenBank genome assembly. Lineage: Eukaryota; Metazoa; Platyhelminthes; Trematoda; Strigeidida; Schistosomatidae.
CACAGAACAGGCGGUUAUUCUGAGCUGGACGUUACUUUACUUCGGGAUCAAACUUCUUGAAUUGACCCAUUAUUUGUGUACAUGAUGUAAUUUUUACGCAUGCCUCAAAAACCGUUACUCGUAUGUGCCCUUUACGAUUACAAUCGUCAGCACACAGAUGAGCUCUCCUUCAAAAAAGGUGAUGUGAUAACAGUGAAACAGCAAUUAGAAGGUGGUUGGUGGGAAGGCAGUUUAAAUGGAGUUGUUGGAUGGUUUCCAAGCAAUUAUGUCACUCUUACUACUACUUCUACUCCUAUUACUACAGACGAGAAAGAUGACCAAGUCAUGGUUGAUGAUGGUUUGUUAAUUCAUCUACAGAACUUUCAGAAUGAAAUUAUACAACAUAUACUUGAAGGUGAAUUAAGACAAAUCAAUGAGCUAUCUCAACUAUUAUCAAUUUUUAUGGUUCCUUUAGAGCCUCUACUCCAUUUAUCCUUUUUAAACAAACUUAUUCAUUUAAAAGAUUUAUUACAACAGGCAAUUAGGAUACAUCAACAUUUAGCUUCAGCAUUGAAUGAAAUGAAAUGCUUACAUGGACCGAAGUGUAUUGGUCGAUUGUUUCUGGAAUUCGCUCCAGCCAUCAACGCUGUUGGUUGUGAUUAUUCAAAAAUAUAUUUACAUAUAAUAACAGGAUUAGAAGAGCAUAACUCAGAAGUUACGCAGCAUAUGGCGUCAUUCAACAUUAACUUUCAAUCACACCAUUGUAAACAACAGCUCACUUUAGUGUUUGAACGCUUGGGUCGGUAUCCUUUGCUAUUAAAGGAGAUGGAGCGAUACUUAGAGGAACCACAUAUUGAUCGCGUCGAUAUUCUCCGUGCAAUGCAUGUUUAUGGUGAAAUAGCUGAAAGGUGUGCAAUUCUUAGAAAAUUCAAGGAAUACGACAUCAAUGUCCUGUUGUCGACAAUUAAUGGAUGGCAAGGACAGCCUAUUCAACAACUUGGUGAUCCAAUUCUCACUCUACGCGUACUACUAGUCAGUGUACACAUGGAUCAAUCACAAGUGUUACCCGAUUUUAUAAAUGCAGAUUCUUUGAUAAAAAAGACUCAAUUAUCAUUGCUGGUUAUAUUUCCUGCAUGCGUUCUCCUAUUGGCAAAAACAAAUCAACCCAAUGUCUACGAUUAUACUACUAAGAUCCCACUGAAUUGUUUAACUGUGGUCAGUUCAACUGAAAGUGAGACGGAUUUGGAUCUCCUAGUUUCAGAUCCCAAUUCUACUAGUAUGGAUUUUACACCACCACCACCUUGUCAAAUAUCACUAGCUUGUACAGAUCAGAAUGCCAGAGAUCUUAUGGUUUCUACACUGACUGAUUUAAUACAAUAUCAAAUUCAAAAUGAACAACAACAACAGCAGACAAUGUAUACAGAACAUAUUUGUACAGAAAAUGAAAAUAUCCCCGCGGAUUCACUUAAUCUAUCUGAUCAAAAUAAUUCAUCUGUGUUAUUAUCAAGAAAUGAGCAGCUACAGAAUGUAAAGUAUACAGAAGACGAAAACCUUCAGCUACAUCAUCAAUAUCACCAUCAUCACAGUCCUCAUCCGUGUCAGCAAUUGACAACAGGAAAAGAAUAUUUAAAUUCUAAGCUGUCCAACUCUACUGUUGAUAAUAAAUCGAUAAAUUCCACCACCAAAACUUCUCCAGCCAAUAUUUAUCACGACGAUGUCAGUGUGGCCAACAGUUCUUCCAUUAUCACCACCCCCGCAACUAGUAGUAGUAAUAAUAAGAAUGAAAAAUGUCGUAUUUCUUCAUUAAAAAGAAGUAAAACAGCAAGACCGUUGACUGAACCGUCUAGUAUAACCAUUGAACAACAAUUGAAUAUCAAUUCCCAGCUACAAAAGCAACAAAAACCCCAUCAACAAUCAUCGCUUAAUUUAUCGAAUAAAUUAACCAGUGAAUCUUAUCAUACAAAACAACAAACUGUAUCAACUGUUGAAGUUUUUUCAAAUACUGAUAAGCCGACAACAGCAUCUUCAAGUCUACGCUAUCUACCGCACAGAAUCACUACCGAUGCACAUGUUCGUUGGUUUGAAGAAGAUAAACCAUCUGUAGAUGUACAACAGAAAUAUCCAUACACUCCUCAUAAUAAAAAUAAUGAAGAGAGUCUAUCUAUAUCAAUUCCAUUAUCGUCAGAUGGUGCCGUAAUCCAUGCAAUCCGUUGCCUGCGUAUUGAUGGACCAUUGGAUAUUUUUAAUCCCACUGAUAGAACUGGUUCUGUAAAUGGUUUGAAUAAUUUAGGCGUGUCAAGUAAUUCGUCUAAUGGGACCGUUGGUAAUAUAACAAAUCUUAACACCACCAGUGGAACUGAUCAAACAAUGCCUGGUGGUGGUGUUAGACCUCAAAGUCCUAAAAUGAUUGAAUCUGGGAAAGAAUCACGUCGUAAACGUGGGGGCUCUUUACACAGUUAUAAAUAAAUCCAUGAAUCGAUUAGAAUACAACAAAUAGCCGCUAGCCAACAAAGGUAAAUGAAAUGAAAUAUCAAAGGAUGUAUUGGACUUCGUGUAUAAUGAUGUUGAAUAAUAGUAAGUCAGUCAGUUGGUUAGUUAGCACUGUCAAUUGAGUGUAUGUAUAAAAUGUACAGUCAUUCAGAAUAUAAGAUAAAAUGUGAAUAGAGGACAACUGGGUGACACAUACUAAUGUAUAUGUAGUCAACACAUGUUCUUGUCUGGCUUAGAAAAAGAGUAAUGAAAUCAAUAAAUAGUGCUACUUAAUGUUAUCUAGCUGACAGUGAACAGCGCAUUAAAACAGAUGAGUUAUUAUUAAAGAAGAAACCUGAUCUAUGUGUGCAAAAACAGCACAUUCAUCCUCGUCGACUGCGAUGGUCUACUAGAAGGUCAUGAGGGACAUAAUCGCCUCAUAUUUUCAUGUUCUAUUAUGCCUUUCCUAUUCCUUUUCACCUAGUUCUCUUUACUCCAUUAUUAUCAUCCUUAUUAUGUGUGUCAACCUUUGUAAUUUACACCAAAGCUUAUCAUAUCUGUAGUAGUUCAUCACAAUUCACAAUCUAACCUAUUUACUUCAUCAUUACACUUGUUACUUGUGAGCCCUCGCUUGAACUUACAUUCAGUCUUCCCAUUUGUUGGAAUUUGUUUGUAUGCAUUUUGUGUGUAUGAUCAUAGUUCUCUCACCCACUAAAUACAACUCACCAAAUCCUAAUGAGACUUACAUUCUGAAGUAAUUUGGUGGUAGUCGUGUGGUGAGAGCUGGCUGCUAGCCAAAUUGGUAGACAGUAAUUAACGUCAUUGUUUACGUCCUCAAUAUUUGUCGUGAGAAAAAUAUGAACAAAGACUGAUUCAACAACCAACCACAGCAGACUUUGUGUAGGCGGAUACAGUUAGCAUAUAGAUAAUCUGAACUUCAAGAAACAGCCACAAUGAGAUGAACGAUUAACUUUCAGCAAGAAAGCAACCAAUCAGAAGACGUAGCUUCUCUGCUAGCAAUAACGCUGAUAAUAAUAUACUUAAAAAUCUAUAAAUAUCUGUUGAUUUCCUUAAUAAACGGUCUGUUGCCUGGUCCUAGUCUUCUAUUGUUACAGUGGGAUCGAGGAGAUUCACUUUGUCCCAUUGGGAACUCGUCAACUGAAUGUACCUGCACUCACCAUUGAGUCAAUGAUGACAUUCUCUCCAAGACUCAAACCCAUUACCUACUGCUUCAAACACGAAAGUUUUAUCCACUAGACCACUUGGGUCACGAGAACCACGUCUUAUGCAACGGGUAUCAGUUAUUAUUUAGGACGAUAUACGCAUUGUAGAUUCCACUGCUAGUUUCACCAUCUACCGAAUUACUUCAAGCUGAAUCCCCUAAACAUCGUCGAAACAUCCGCAUAAGUGGCCUACAUGUCAAAAGACGUCGAACACUUUAAUCCAAUCAAUCAACGAGAAAGUUCAAAUUGAAUUAAAUGAAACAUAUUCUGUUAACUAUAAAUGCAUUAGUAUAUCACCCAAUUGUCCAUUCAUAUUUUAUCUCAUGUUCUGAAUGACUGUACAUUUCAGAUGCAUUCAAACUAUUAAAUUAACUAACGAACUACCACUCCAUCUUAUACGUGUACCCCAAUACAAUUUUUGAUGCAUAUCUGUUGAGAGUCUGAGGAAGACGUUAUCCAAAAUAAUUCUUCGCUCGAAAAUUCCACCUUCAAAUGAUGUGGUCUAAUAUUGUGUUUCAAAAAUAUAAUACUUAUUACAAAAAAAGACGUAAACAGCGCAGCGACGUAAAUUUUCUUUUCGAUUAUUCAUUUUGCAUAAGCUGCUGUACAAUCGUAUUCAUAUAUAUUUAAACAAAGAAUUCAUAAAACCAAUCAGAUACUGGUAGAAUUUGUCCUGGAAAGGGUAUUACAUAAUGUGCGAAAUGUAAUUCUAGAAGGGUGUGACCGAUUGGAAAUUAGAAAAAGUGGGCAGAAGUUGGCAUGACGUGAUAAUUGUGAGAAAAUGACUAAUCAAUACGAUGGUGUAGAGUGGAUAAAAGCUAGUGGAAAGACGAUAAAGUUUUUUUACAUAAAAUCUGUAUGAAAAUGCAUAAUAAUACAUUAAUAAAAUGAAGCAAAAUUAUGGUAAGAGCGUUACUCUGACUACGGUAGGCAGAUUGAACGUAUGCAGUGCUUUUGAACUGAGAUGUGUGGUUUCAGAUCCCGAAUAGCCAAUGAUUCGCUUAUGCAUAGAUGGCGUAUUCGAAGUCUUUCCAAGGGAUUUCGAGGAACACUGUGAAGCAGUCGUGCGGGGAUGCUCGAUGUCUAGAAGUGACAUUGUGUUCGAGGAAAGAGCUACUGGUAUUCUUCUUUCUCCGGUUUUACGAGGUUGGAGAGUGUUCCACAAUACGUUUACGGAAUCGAGGUUGCUCACAGUCAACGUACUUUACUCCACAUAAACAAGUAAACUGAUGAAUACCAAGCGAGGUCGCCAAAAGCGGUUUGACUGUAUUAACUGUCUGCUGGGAAAAUUAAGGUGGUUAUUUUUAGGAAUUUCUGCUUUAAUAUCACCUGUGAAUUCUAGAUUCACAAAACAGUCGCGAUUUUCAGCAACGAAGGUUUUUCUGUCAUAUUUAUGUCGAUUAAUCUGGGGGUUGGCAGGGGUUCCCCAGUAGUAUUUCACGUAAUAAUUGUAAUUCUUUGUCUAUCAUUUAUUCUUUGAAUCCUUGAAAAUAAUGUACGUACUAAGUUUUACUUUCGGAUAAAUGAGACAAAGCUCUGAAAGUCGAUAAGCUGUCCACUUUAUGUUGGUUUGUGGUGUAUUAAUCUUCGGGUGGUACAGUUUUGUCAUCUACUAUAAGUACUGCAUCCAGGGAUGGAAACGGCAUGCUGUCUGAUUCACAUUCUAGGGUGAAUUUUAUCUUUAAUUAGUCAGCCCUCUUCUAGAUUACACCUCAUGUGAUACAUAUUUUAGUACAAAUUCUAUCAGUAUUUGAUCAGCCUUAUGAAUUUAUGUGCGUCGUUGGCACAUUGGUUAGGACUUUCGUCGACCAUGCAAAUGGUCCAGUGUUCAAUCCGCUGCCGACGCACACCUAAUAUCUAUGAUCGGCCUGCAAAAUUUGGGCCACCGAUAUCACAUGCUGAAAAUUUCAUACCUGUACCGAAAAUUCGGUGUGGAGUCAAGUUGUAAUCAAAAUCAAAAAACAAAUAAUUGAAUUUUAGAUUUUCCCGUUGAUUAAUUGGACCGAAGUGCUCGGUCUCAGGUUGACAUGUCGACUCCAUCUUGUACAGAUGCUUCGACGAUGUCUGGGCAUUUAAU